Messenger RNA from Podospora pseudopauciseta, 3455 nucleotides. RefSeq lists its product as uncharacterized. NCBI's taxonomy places the organism in Eukaryota, Fungi, Ascomycota, Sordariomycetes, Sordariales, Podosporaceae. Bases 1143 to 2453 code for a protein of 436 amino acids. The transcript is spliced from 4 exons. The record is from RefSeq and is a predicted model, not a curated record.
UGUCAACAUACACACACACUCUCUCUCUCGCAGUGGAACUAAAUUCCACUUCUUAUGGCUAAAUCUGCUGCGCGUUACUUUUGUUCAACACUUGUGCAUGACGCGAACUUCGACCCACCCAGUUCACCUUUCAUGGUUGGAAAGCUCGGUGAGUUGGGUAGUGAAGCCCAGCCGUCCGCAGCAGCAUGUCAUUCAGCAGCGGGUCCUCCCCGAAUUCCCCAUCUGUCUGAAUAUGCCUUGCUCACCCUGCCCGUGGAGUGUACUUCUUGAGCGGAACCACAACUCCCUGAGAGCCAUGGCUCGCGCACCACUCACCACUGAGAUCUCGACGAUUGACUGGUAUUUGGUGUUGCCCUCUCACUGAGCCGUUUUGAACCCUGGAUCUUGUCCUUUUGCUGGGUGACCCCAUCAAACUCGCUCGGACAUUCUUCUCGUGUUUUUGCCGAUGGCAUUUCCAUCAUUGUGGAAAAGCGACUGACUGGAAAUUCACAGCCACUGGACGGUCCACUUGCUUUACUUUACCAUUCGUUCUACGUUAUCUACCACCCACCUCCACAUUCUUUCGUUGUCGGCCUACUCAAGUACGAAGCCUCUUUCUUUCCAACACAAAUAAGAGGCUGCUCAUCGUCAAGAAAUUCAUUUGUUGGUUUGAACAGGCCCCAGCAAUUCAAGCAGAUUUGUUUGAUUAGCUGAGCGGGAAACGGACGGCCAAGCAGGCCACGGUACGGUGUGAGCCGGGUUUCCAGCCUCAUCGGUGUCGUCCUCGGCCAUCAGGUGUAAACAACCUCAUCGUCGAGGGACUUCAUGGCUUCAAGUUAUCACCAACUAUACAAAAUCAUCUUGCCAAUCUCGCCGCCAACUCGAACCGCAGGUCAAAGGGAUCCUUCAGUGUUUCGUCCUCCCUCUAUACAACUCCAUCGCACCUCGGCAACUUGGACAGCCGAGCAUCAUCAAGAAACCUGUACGACAAUAUAUCUCAAGUUUACGACAUAACACGUCUAUAUUGGAGUUGGAGUCUCCUGAAGGGCUUCUUCUGCACGAAAUACACCACAACAGGCCUCCUUAAGCAGGCACCCUACGUUGGGUAGUCCCCCCUCCACUCAGCUUUCGCCCACGUUCCAUCUAUAUAGACAGACUCAACGAUGUCUACCCAGCAGUCAAGAGAAGAGCAGAUUACGGAUCACGGAAACCUGGACGGCACCCUUUACCCCUCUCUGACAAAACCGCCGAGGUGGAAAAGUCGGAUCCUAGUUGAGCAAUUGUUGAGGAAGGGUGAAGAUGCAUUGAUCGGUGUGAAUAUAUCUGCGAGAACAAGCCUGGAUGAUCUCUUAUGCUUCCAGCCCUGCGUAGCCGUCUUCACUCGAAGGCUUCCGGUGCUAGGACUUAUAAAAACAUCUGCCGUCAAAGAUCUAUGCUUGACGCCUCUCAAGUUCAAAUCUCUCAACCCGGUCGUGGAGACAAUCUGGGGAGAGUUGACGGCGACACAUUAUGUGGAAGUUGCGCUGAAGCAGGAGCUGUAUGGGAUCAAGGGCACCAGCUGGGAGAACCUUCUUGUCGUGGCUGACGACUUCCCUCGCCUUCCGGGAGACGUCUUCCUAGGUCAACCUUUCCUGCGGAAGCAUUGCUGUAACGCGCUCCCGGCAAAGGUUCCUCGGCAUGCUGAACCGCAGGCCUCUUCUCGACACGUCACUCAAGACAACUCUGGUGGUUCCGGGCGUAAGGGCACAGCUAAGAAGCCAAGGCAGCCAAAAAAGAGGGAAAGAAGCCCGCAGCAAGCCAUCCCAGGGGGUCAAAAACAUGUCGAGGAUGGCCAAUCUUCCAAAAAGAGAUCGAGAACUACAAAUGCAGCAGCUUUUCAACAGCCAGCUCAGAUGCCCAACACUGAUUGGGUCAAUCAGAACCAACGCAUCAUCGGCCUGCCCCCCCAAUCUCCUUACGGCAACCGCACGCGCAUGCCAGCAGCACCAACAGGUCCAGCUGUUCCCUGGAGAAAUGAAAAUCAUCAUCCCUUGGUGGCAGCACAGUAUGCACGGAAUACGCCCUUCCCCACCGUUCACGGCGACGGCUCGUUCACCAUGCCCACGCCAGCUCCUCCAAUGCCACCUGCAGCUCCGUAUUAUUAUCCCCCACAACAAGCCCCGGGGCGUCCAGAACCCACCUACACACCGCCUCAGCCCCAGUCAGCCCAUCGGGGAACGUACAUCCCCCACACUGGCGACGACGGCUACCUUCAGGCCAACGACCCAGGCCAUUUUAGGGAUCAAUACGUUCAACAGGUGAACCCGCAGGAGGGGUUUCCUGACGCUGUUCCGCAGUUUGGAACUUCAGAGGAGCCGGCUGUUCCAGCACUCGAAGGCACCCUCGAAGAGUACGAAAUCAACAGCAAUUUGGGCUACUUCUUCAACGACUGGAACUCGUCAGGAUUCGACCCAACCGGCGGCAGUCAGGCUUAGUUUUAGCUUGACUGAAUCCCAGCACCUAUUGGCAGCUACCCAUCUUGGCAGCUCGUUAUUGGUCACUCAUCGCUAGAGGAACCAACUCACUGCCUACGGUGGUGCCUACUUGCGCAUAUGGUUUGGGCAGAAAUUCACUUUCCGGAGGCAUCCAUGAGACACUUUUCCCGCUGACAUAUGCCAUUUGCGCUGCCAGAGAAAAGGAAACCGGAUAUUGGGGAUAAACAAACAAUAACCAGAAGAAACUUACCCUCCACGGUGCUUGUUUCUUUUGCUCAAAACAGAAUGUGACAGAUCGCACCGAGCAAAAGAAACACUCACAAACACCACAAACCCUUCUUUUCUUUUGCUUCCUUUUUUUGCUUUUUUUUUUGGGGAUCUGCCACCGCUUUCGGACCGGAACCUCCCUCACAUCAGCUUGAAAGACAGAAAGGUGGAAAAGGCUAGUUUCAAUGCCAAAACGGUGGGUGCUUGGUCUUUGUGUUGUUCUUCAGGCCUAGAAAGGGCGGUUCUGUUCUGGGAGUGAGGAUAGGUCACAGGGUUUUCUGUUCUGCUUCUUCGAAUGUCGGUGCGGGAUUGGCGGUGUGGAAUUGAGCUCUAAGGGAGACCAAGGGUACCAGAGCCAACACAUCUUUGGUCCCCCGCCAGAUGGUUUUUCCUGUGUUGAAUGGGCUGGUUGAGGUUGCUGUUUUUUGCAUUUGGUGACUUUGUGCAGCGGGUACACACAGCUUUUGGUGGCCGUCAGGAGGAUUGGUGUUCGACUUUGGUGGGAGUACUUGAGAUGCCAACCGCAAUUACUGCGGGAGUAGGAACUCCUUCCAUCAAAGAAUCCUUUGGAUGUUGCUGGGAUGUGUGUGGACUGGUUGUUGUUCGAUGUUGGAUAUUUGCUAUGUUAGAUAGAGUCGGCUUCAGUAAGACAAAAUUGAUUGGGCUUUGCUCUUUGCUGUCCAGUGCUGUAGGUGGAGGAGAGAGUGAACCAAAGAAAGAGUAAAUGGAAAUGAG